AUGGACGACCUCGAGCUCCUGGGAAACCACAGCAUCCCCUUGAACAGCCCUGAGCCCAACGAUCCGCUCUUUCAUGUCUGCUGGCGUCGGCAGUCGUGCUCAUACUGUCUGACUGGAGAUGUACCCUGCAGCUGGUGCGCUAUAUCUUCGACGUGUGUUCCUAACCCCUCACGGGUCCCGAUACUUGCGCCCAUUGGCUCGUCGGGUAUUUGCCCCCUUGGCUCGAAAGAGGAAUGGGAGUUGAGGGCGAUUUCUUUUGGGUGCCACGCUAGCACAUUGACUGUUAUAUCGGUCUCGGUUGCUGUUCUAGCGACGCUGGCUUUGGGGGGGAUGGUGGUUGGGUUGGUGUGGCUUGUACGUCGGAUACAACGGCGCUGGAAGGAAGAUGACUACGAACAAAUCGAAGUGGAAGAGCAAGAGGAGCCCCGAGGGCAUUUCUGGGGUUUUCGACUUGCGUCCUUUGUUAGUCUCUUUCCCUUCCAAUUGGAGGGGACAGAGGCAGAGACAAGGCCGCUGUUACAGUAG
Molecule: messenger RNA, 525 nt
Organism: Penicillium bovifimosum
Lineage: Eukaryota; Fungi; Ascomycota; Eurotiomycetes; Eurotiales; Aspergillaceae
Exons: 2
Coding region: 1-525 (174 amino acids)
Source: RefSeq, a predicted model, not a curated record